AUGACGACGGCGCCUGGAUUUCAAUGCAUUGGCCAGUGGGAAGAUUGCAAAGUUGUAUCUCUGCUCCACCGUAAAUGGAAGCUUGAUCGGGAGCGAGUUUUCUUUUCGGGCGUGAACCGUGGGCGGGCACAUGGGAAAAAAGCACGGGGCACAUCAACCUGGAAAUCCUGGUCUGAAUGGAAGCGACGGGCAGCUAGUUUCGAGUUUGAGUUGGAGGAGCAGCAGCCUCAUGUCCUUGAUCAGUAUCAAAAGCAUGGCGAUAUCAAGGUAACAAAGUUUGAGAGGCAAAGCUCUGCAGCCAUUUGGCACAAGCAUCCAUUGGAUGACAGUUCAGGUCAUGUUGAAAGCCCAGAGGUCGUGACUGGACACGAAGAAGACUGGGGCGCUUUGCCUCUGUGGGAUUUUGACCGUGCACGGCUAGCCCCCUGUCGCGGCCCUCGACUCCGCUGGCCUGCUGCUGCGCUGCCCUGGCACUGGCCGUCCCCUUCUGUUUCCUCUCCCUUUGCAUUUGCCUUUUCCUCCUUCUCCCAUUCCACCUCUCCGCCACACCGCACGACCAUCGCCCAUCCAUCACAAACCUGUGUGCCUGAGCAAGGGCCGCAGACGACAAGUCGUGUUGGGGCCGAUUCGGAUAAUCGCGACACCCAAGUCAAUUCGCUUUGUCUGGUGUUUUGGUGCCUGGAAGAAGAAGAGAGAGAGAGAGAGAAAGACGGGAGAGAGAGACCCGCCGACUCGGUCAAGAAACGGAAUCGUCAAUUCAAUCCGCCCGCCCUCGCGCCCACCGCCACGUCCACUAUCUACCCACCCAGCUCGAACACGAACCGCGACCGCUAUCCCGACGAUCACCGACCGACAGGACAAGACAGAAACCUUACGCCCGCAAUUGCUUCGCCUCGCCCGACAGCUGAGAGAGAGGCCCACCGCCUGGCCCAGGGGUUCUUUCCGCUCAUUCCAUCCACCUUGACGUCUUGUCCAGAGAACAUCGGAUUUACUCCGAGACUGUGCUAUACAUACAAUCACUGUCGCGUUGCUCCUGAUCGCUGA
This is a messenger RNA of Podospora pseudopauciseta, 1044 nucleotides long. RefSeq lists its product as uncharacterized. The transcript has 3 exons. The record is from RefSeq and is a predicted model, not a curated record. Lineage: Eukaryota; Fungi; Ascomycota; Sordariomycetes; Sordariales; Podosporaceae. Bases 1 to 1044 code for a protein of 347 amino acids.